This is a messenger RNA of Penicillium cataractarum, 2235 nucleotides long. Its product is annotated as putative C6 transcription factor. Bases 1 to 2235 code for a protein of 744 amino acids. Gene Ontology annotation, biological process: DNA-templated transcription. Gene Ontology annotation, molecular function: DNA binding; zinc ion binding. The record is from RefSeq and is a predicted model, not a curated record. Lineage: Eukaryota; Fungi; Ascomycota; Eurotiomycetes; Eurotiales; Aspergillaceae. The transcript is spliced from 7 exons.
AUGGUGGUCGAGGGCUCCGGCAUGUCCGACGUGCCUCUUAAGAGCGCGCUUCCGCGGAAGAGCGCCUUCUCCUGUGAAGCUUGUCGCAAGCGCAAGUCCGUCGUGUUCGCGAUGCGCCGCUCGAGGCGAGACUUGCGUCUACAGCUUCUUGAGACCAGAGUCGCCCAGCUCGAAGAUGCUCUUACCAAGCUCCGUGGCCAACAGGCCGAUGCGGAGGCACGCAAGGGGAGCUCUCCGGCAUCGGUGGCGGAAUCUAGCUCGAGCGCCGGCCGUAAAAUUAAACUCGAAAACGAUGACACGCAGGAUUUGGCUCGCGAAUUCGAUGGCUUGAAUGUGGAAACUGACGGUCGCAUCUCCUUUCAUGGACCGACCAGUUUAUUCCAGCUCCCCAGCGGAGUGGUGAGUGAGACGGCAUCGACGACUCAUGUGGUUCAGGAGCUGGAGGCGCGUAAGGAGCGACUGAUCAACAGCGCAUGGCGGGAACGGGCAUUCGAGCAGAUGGCGGCAAUGCCGGAGCCAUUCCAAUACUUGCUUGAUUCCCACUGGUGUUGGAUUCAGCCAUUGUUCAACUUUGUCUAUCGCCCGGCCUUCACCCGUGAUAUGAAAAUCCAGGGUCCAUACUACUCAGAUGUCUUGAUGAACGCCGUCCUCUCCCAUUCCGUCCGUUGGUGCAAGGCAGAGCCCCAGAUCGGCCCGCUUCUGGACUCAUUCGAAGGCGGCGCUCAGUUCUACCAACGUGCAGUGUCAGGGCUCUUCGAGUCGCUCAAGACCGGCUAUGCCAGUGUACCGACCAUCCAGACGCUACUGCUCCUCAGUGCGCAAGAAUGUGGAAAGGGUAACCGGACGCAAGCCUGGCUGUAUAGUGGCAUGGCAUUCCGGGUUCUGGAUGAUCUGGGAAUCUCGAUCGAUAGUCGCAAAUAUCUCGGUGCCGCCCAGUUGAGUGACGAGGAUAUUGAGAUUCGGAACCGUCUUUUCUGGAGCUGCUAUUUCUGGGAUAAGAUCGUGUCUUUGUACUUCGGACGGGCGCCGACGAUGCAACAUUCUCGCGUCAGCCCACCCCGCAUGAUACUGGAUGACACUUCUGAGAUCGAAAUCUGGACUCCUCACGGUGUCACAUUCCCGGAUGGAGCUCACUAUCCCCCUACACAGGCUCAUUCGACCUCGUGCUUCAUUCAGAUGUGCGGCCUUGCCGAGAUCUUGAAUCAAAUCUUGAUCCACAUAUACGAUCCCAUGCGGCAAAGUACCGAAGCGGAGUUCUUUGACUGCGUCCAGGAACAAGCCAAGAACUUGAGUGACUGGUGGGAUGAACUCCCCGAUUACUUGAAGCUUGUGGCAACGGAUCUACCCUCGUAUUCCCCUCCGAGCCACAUCAUGACUCUAAACUGCUUGUAUCACACGGUCAAUAUCCUUCUUCAUCGUCCUAUUCUCUGCUCUCGUGGCUUGUUGAAGACCCGACAAGAGCCAUACGACAAGAGUCAUCUUGUUCAAUGUAUGGCCUCAGCAACCUCAAUCCUAUCUCUCUUCGACCUAUAUCGCCGCACUUUCGGCGACAAUCACGUCGUCCUAUCUCUGGCCUACAGCAUCUACACGGCAGCAUCCAUCUUCCUUCUGGAGAUCCAGGCCCUCAAGUAUGCUGCCCCAGGAACUUUGGACAAGCUCAAGUUCUGUAUAUUCGCACUCGAGCGCAUCAAGGGAUCCAAUCCCGUCAUCACCACCGCCCUCAGCCUCGUCUACCAAGAAGUUCAAAAGCUUCAAAUCGACAUCCACCUCCCGAUGCCGGCCCAACCUCCAAACACCAACCAACAACAGCCACCAUCCCAACCUCACCCUCAACCACCUCACCCCACUCAACAAAGCCAAUCUCCUCCCGUCAGCAGCAUUCCCUCUCGCCACGUCUCCCCAGGAAACCCGCAUCAACACCAGCGCCAGCAAAGCCGCGCAACAAUAGGUACACAACCCGGCACAUCCGGACCGAGUGCAAGCGCCUCCAUGAUCCCCGAAUACAACACAUUCCAACAACCGGUCGCCGGAUUCGACCUGUCUCAUAUGGGCGAUAUGCCACAGAUGCCACCAACCCAUUUACUCGGCGGCAUGCCCAAUGCAUUGAUGACGGUCGAUGACCCAGGUGCAUACGAGAUUACGCCAGAGGUAUUUGAGGCGUUUUCCUAUGCGCAGCCGAUGUCUACUACUAUGACCUCCUCAUUUGAGGGUGGCUGGACGGGUCAUGCCCAAUGA